GAGAAAAAGAAAAAAAACCAUUGGAUGCAGAACGAAACACAGUGGUUCUGUUUUGAAGUGGGAGAUUUGCGAAGGGAAUUUCUCAGAAAGAAAAUGCCUGUAGAAAGACAUUCCUCUUCUAUCUGUGAAGACGAAAACAAUUUGUUCCUGGACAUACUGGAUGAGGCACCUCUAUUCGGUAAUAGGAGGCCUACAAGCCUUAUUGGGAGUGUUUUCUACUUUAUCUUAUUGGCAAGUUUUAGUGUUUUGGCUGUGGGAGCCACAUGGAUAUUUCACUCUAUUCGAGGAUUAGUUUUCCAGCUUCUUUGCAGUUGUAAUGUUGCCGUCUUAGUUAUCACCGGCAUUUUUCAGCAAUAUCUGGUAUACCAAGUGCAGAAAAUACGGUUGCAGGGUUACUGUGUUUUUAUUCAGAAGAUGAACCAUAUUAUUCGCUUACCAUUUGCAACAAUUGCAUAUGUUCCUACAGAAGUGAAUAUCCAUUUGAAACACUUCUUUUGCCGGAACUGCUGCAAUGCUGCUGGUCAUGCUUCACUGAAUAUUGAGAUGCUAUUUACUUUUGCCAAAAAGAGAAAAGAAAAGUAUUUCAUGAGAGGAGUAAGCACAUUGAGUUUGACUGUCACUAUCAGAGAAAAGAUACUCUCGGGAGAUAUUGUUACAAAAUUUGUGAAGCUGAGUGAUCAACUUGCAGAUAUCUUCACUAAGUCCCUCACCGAUCCUCGUAUUAAGUACAUUUGUAACAAGCUAGGUACAUAUGGCUUGAUAAUCAUGCUGGCUGAAGUAGUCUGUGCUGCUUCUUUCAUGACUCUCUACAUUGGUUAUGUUCAUCAAUACAAUUCAUUUGAUUCCCAGCCCGAUGUUUUAAAGUCACUUUAUUCUCCACUUCAACCAUCAAAUUCUUUGGAAGGACUGAGGUACCUCAUUAGAUUUACGCUGAUGAAUAUGAUUACAAGCUGCCUCCAGAUGAUGAAUGAUUUUCAGAUGUUCACUGGUAGCCUUUUGUUGCAUAGAUAUAAAGAUGAUGGUCGACUAUCUGAUCAGCUCAUGGCCUUACUGCAAUAUCAGCAAGAAAAUAUACACUUUCUGAGUGAAGAGAUUCUUGGAUUACAGGAAUCCUUGAGCAAAUAUGAAAGGUCUAAUGAUGGGAGUGUACUGCAGGUUGAUCUGUCCCACUUACUGGCUGCUCGAGACCAAGAAUUGCACACACUUCCAGCUGAGUAUGUAGAGGAAAAUGAGAGGCUUAGAGGAAUUCUAAGGGAAUGGAGCAGCCGAACAGCUAAGGUAGUGUUUUAUCAUUAUUAUCAUGUAGCAAAGCAGUAAGUAGUUAUUAUCAUUUCCCUUGGGUUAAAAACUAAUGUAUAUAGUUCCAACCAAAGUAGCUGCUAGGUUACUAACUUGCUACUUCUCAAUGGACUAGCCAAUUCUUUGCUCUUUUUGUUAUUAUGAACUGGGAAGGAAGUUGCGCUCUAUGCACCAUUCUAGGUUUGAUCAUGAGAAGCAUGCUGAAUGCAACAUUUUGAGCCUCCAGCCA
This is a messenger RNA of Solanum dulcamara, 1528 nucleotides long. RefSeq names its product protein FIP1-like. The transcript has 15 exons. Gene Ontology annotation, cellular component: late endosome; lysosomal membrane. Lineage: Eukaryota; Viridiplantae; Streptophyta; Magnoliopsida; Solanales; Solanaceae. The record is from RefSeq and is a predicted model, not a curated record. Bases 25 to 1317 code for a protein of 430 amino acids.